UCUUCUGGGCUGUAAAGGGCACCGUUGACUUCUGCAUUUGCUGUUUCUCUUGUGGUUUUUGACCUUCUUGUUUCAGAGAGCCUGAGAUUAAAUCAGCUUAGUGCAAUCCCAGGACAGUGGGACAUAGCAAAUCCAUGUCUCUGUAUAGUGCCUGACUGUGCAAGCCACUUUCCCUGGUUUGACAGUGGAUGGUUUUGGCUGUUUCCCAGAGCACAGGGCCAGACCUCAGUGCUGAGUGUGCCAUGUAAAACGGCUUGAGUGGGUGGGUGAGUGGGUUUGGAACUGGAUCUGCUGCCCACACAUCCAUGGAGGCUGUGGCUUCACCUCCCUGGCUUCGCUUUCCCUUGAAGGGAAGGAGAGGGGACAGCAGACCAGGCUGCUGUGAGGGGAGAAGCACAGACAGGCUGCAGAGGGUUGUAGGACACUCCUUAGUGCAGAGGGGCUGCAGCUAAAACUCAUUGUGGGUUGAUCUGAUUGAUUUCACUGAUUAACUCACUGCUGCUGCAGGGAAGAUGCUGCUGCUCUGGUGCUGGUAGUUCUUAUUUUCUUCCUAAGCCUAUAACCCUCGCUUGCCUCUGAUUAUAGUUGUUUUUUUCAGAGCAGGUAAUCCUGGUGUGAUCUUUCAGAUGCAGAAGAUCAAAGUGAAAAAGCAAUUGAGGAGAUUAAUAGGGAGAGCCUUGUUCUGAGUUUUUUUUAAUUAACAUGUGUAUUUGCAAGGAUUGAGCUAUGAACAGUUACUGUCUGUUGCUGGUGAUGAAAUAUUUUCCUAUUCAGGCAAGUAUUUUCCUGUUCAGGUUAUGGUUACAGGUGUAAAGCCACUAUUAAUACCCACUGUAAGAACAGAAGCUCUGGGCUAUUGUGUGGAGGCUUUUCUUUCACCUACUUCUAUGACAGCUUAGGGUUUCUUUUGGAAAAUACAUUCCUCGAUUAAGAAUCCCUUCUGAGCCUCAGUGUCCUGCACAGUGAGAGCUCCAGCUGUGGCUUUGUCCUGCUGUCAUGCUCGGUCGAUCAGAGCAGGGUGAACACUGAAGGAAUGGGAUGAUUCAGUAAAGCUCCUGUCUGUCUGAUGUCAGCUUUGCAAGCCAAAGGAUGUCACUCUGAAAAUGUAUCACAGCUUAAAUAUCCUCACUCCUCAGAAUUAACAGUGCCCCACAGUAAUUGCUGUGACUGUGUAGUGCCCCUUCCAACAGGCCUCCAACUCUUGUGAGGGACCACUAGUGUGGCAAUGAUGGGGUGUUGCAAAAUUUGUUUAACCACCCUAGAAAUCUAUUUUUAGAAUAUGUUUGGUCCAUUAUUUUUGCUUGUUUGCUAACGAUGGUAAUUGUAAAAUUACCCAUUUACUGGACUAAGCACAGUUGUCACUGCUACCCACAUUCCUGGGCACUGAACUUAAUCCUUGAUCUCUGUUACAAGGUAACCAGGCUGUUUGGCUCCUGCACAGAAGUGGAUUUCUUAACAUCUUUCACACAUUCAUUUUAUUAACAAUCAAAUAUUUGUUUCUGUAAGGAUAAGUCAGUGGAAGACUAAGUCAGUUCAGGUCACUGAUGAAAUCAGGAGAGCUCUGUGUGUGUGAUUUCUUCACCACAUCCCCAGGUGCUUUAAUGUGUCACCAAGAUGCAGGAGUACCAAGUCUGGUGUUCCUUGGGGAAUAAAAGUAUAAAAUUAAACGCGGGCCUGUGAUAUGUUUAGGAAUAACAAAAGUGUGUCACUUGCUCUGAGCAUAUGCUCUACCAAUUUUAAACUGGUAGAAAAAAAUUCUUGCCAUAAGACUUCAUAUCAAAGAGUCCCAAUGGAAAGCUCUUGCCAUGGCAAGGCAAACCCUUGGGCACCAUGUGUGGUCCCAUAAUUCCAGGCAUGGUUGCAAUGCCACUGCAGGUGUUUGUCCAGGCAACAGGAGUUCUGACUCUUCACUUACCCUUGCAACCUAAUUACUGUAAUGGUUUCUACACAUACAACAGAAUUUAGCCUUUCCUGCUGGCAGCACAGGGGUCUUCAAGGAUGUCUGUCAACAUCAUUCUGCUAACUGUGCCUAUCUUUGGGCGUGAGCAGUGCUGUAGCCAAGGCUUACUUUUAUAAGGCUGUGCUGGAGGGGAAACCCAGUGGUGUAACAGGUUUCCACAUACUCGUAACUGAGCAAGAAAAGUCUGUUUUCUCUUUGAGCGAAGCAUUAUCCUUGUCUUGCUCUGUGUCAUUGGGCCUGGUGCUGAGGAAACCCAAGAGCAGCCAGAGCUUCCCUUGUGCUGGUCCCAGUGCCCACAUUUCAGUUUGGACAUCCACGGCAGUGCCACCAGCCUGGCUUUGCUCAGACCCCUGCUUUGCCUUUCUCCUUAGAGCUGCUUUCUGCCUUGUUCUUGCCAAGGAUUUUACCAAUCCCUCUGUCCCUGGGGGGUCAGGAUGGCCACCUCAACCCUGGAGAACCAGCUGCAGAGUGCCCAGAAGAACCUGCUGUUCCUGCAGCGGGAGCACGCCAACACCCUGAAGGGGCUGCACGCGGAGCUGCGCCGCCUGCAGCAGCGCUGCACAGAUUUAACCUAUGAACUGACUGUAAAGAGUUCAGACUUGUCAGAAAGUGGUGGUUCAAGAAGUGAUGAACUCAAAAGUAAGUGCAAAGAUCUUGAAGCUCAGCUGAAAAUCAAAGAAGCUGAAAACAGUGAAUUGUUGAAAGAACUUGAACAAAAGAAUGCAAUGAUCAUGGUGCUGGAAAACACUAUUAAAGAAAGGGAAAAGAAGUAUUUGGAAGAGUUAAAAAUGAAAAGCCAUAAGCUCAACAUGUUGUCCAGUGAACUGGAGCAGAGAGCGAGCACGAUUGCCUAUCUGACCUCUCAGCUGCACGCGGCCAAGAAGAAGCUGAUGAGUGCCAGCGGGACUUCGGACGGGACGCCCUCUGGCAGCCCCGUGCUGUCCGGCUACAAACCGUCCCCCCCCAAGGACAAACUGCCGGAGACGCCGCGGCGCAGGAUGAAGAAGAGCCUGUCCACGCCGCUGAACCCCGAGUUCGAGGAGGCCUACAGAAUAGGGUCGGAGAGCCGGAAGCUGGUGCUGCGAGAGCCCGUGGAUGCCAUGCCCGAUCCCACGCCCUUCCUGCUGGCCAGGGAAACGGCAGAGGUGCACCUGAUCAAGGAGAGGCCGCUGGUCAUUCCGCCGAUCCCUUCGGAUCGCGCGCCCGGCGAGUCGCACAGCCCCGCCCGCGAGAAGCCGCACAAGGCGCACAUCGGGGUGGCUCAUCGCAUCCACCACGCCGCGCCCGCCCAGCCGCAGGAGGUGGAGACCCUGGCAGUGGAUCAGGUUCAUGGAAACAAAGCGGUCAGAAAGCACCCGGGCACAGACAGAACUGUCUGAGAACACCACAGCAGCGCUGUUCUGUGCUGGUCAUGCACUGUGAGCCUGUAGGGUAAAUAGCACCUGCGCUGAAGUUUCUUUUGAUGCCCCAUGCAUGCCAAACUCCUCCCGGGUACACCAUUAAUACAUUCUGCUCUAACAAAACCUCCUAGGACUGUGUUCAUAUGGCAUAUGGUAUACAACCACUCCAUGCUGUGGCCAAACCAGGGGGACCUGACCGCUUGCUUCCAAGUGUUGCUCCAUGUAGUGUAACUGCACGUGUGGACCAAGGCGCGGGCUGUUAGCGAGCGCUCUUAGAGAGAACACCCCUCCCUCACACUGCAGCCACGCGUGUUGGCUGGUGAUGUUUGACCUGGCAGGGGUUCUCUUGUCUCCACUGUGUGUGUGAGCACUCCAGAGCCAUCACUGACCUCUGCCACAGCCGCUCUUGCAGCAGCACUGAAAGUUGGGCACGUGUACGUUCACUUUAGUGACCUAAGGAUGUCCUGUCCCCAGAGCCCCAGCAAGCACUACUUGAUUAAUCCUAAAUACUUUGGUUUGUGGCUUUAAGUAAAAUAUGGGUGGGGAAAGCAUCAUUUUAUGAGGGUUAAUAACUCUCAUAGGAAGAGUAUGAACACUGGGUUGUUUGUGGGGAUCGUUUUGGGUUUUUUUAAUCAAAUAGCUUCACAACACAUUUUAUGCUAGUCAGUACACUGCACUUGUAGCACCUUCCAUACUGGCUCCGAGCUCCUUUUCAGGGAGGAAAUGUAACUGGCUAUCCAAUAUGGAAAUGGUUCUUUAUGCGCUAACCUGCACUUUUUUUGUAAAGGGAUUAUUUUUGUUUCCUAAAAACCUUAGUCUGGUCUGGGCAUCAUCAGACCAGUGCCGGCUGCUGCCAGCCUAGAAACCUGAGCUGCCCUUCUAAAAUGUGAGUAUUUAGUUGUAAGUGAUGUAACUGAUCCAUACAGGAGAACCUGGCAUCCUUGAUUUCUGUCCUUGUGGAUUGGGAUGGACUUGCCUUGCACUUGACCAGAUUCCCCUACUCCUUUCUAGUAAGUAGCAGGUAGACCCAACAGCUGUUAGACUACUUGAUUCCUUUUUUUUUGGAUUUUUUUCUAGGAAAGAAAGGCAUACUAGGAGCUGGGAGGGUAUGUAGUUUUGGGAUAGGAGCACUAGUUUGUCCAUUUUUCUUACAUUCUGUUCACCUCUGCUUCACUCUUGUCUGCAGCCUCUAAGUAGGACCAGCAAGAAACACUGGCUCCCAAAUGCUGCUAAGCUUAUGAUGUGCCUUUAAAAAUUUGGAACGUGUAUUCUCUGUGACAGCUGACGAAGGAUCCCUGCCUGCCCCGUCCCCUCCCCUUGGCAGCUGUAGUUUGCCCCUUGUAAGCUUUUUCUGCAGCUGUGUUGGUGUGUGUCUCCCUGCAGAGCCCAGGCCCUGGCAGAGCUGUUCUCCCGCCUGCGGUCCCGCUCGAUUCCCGCAGCAUGACCCUUCCAGCAGGGCUCACCCCGGGCAAGGCUCUGCCCUCUGUCACUCGCUGUCCCCAAGUCCCAGACCCGCCUCAGCCUCGCGCCUUGCUGGCUCUGUGGUAGGAAUGUGUUUCACAAGUGGUGGGGAGGGGUCAGAAAGGGGUUGGUUAAGGCAAGGUUGUUACUCUGAGGUGUACUGUUUUUGCGUGCAUUGUGUGAACCAGCGGCUGGUUUGGUGACUUUGGUUGUUGGCACCAUAUUCUUAUGGUCAUGUGUUGUAUGAGUGACCUACCCUGCCACUUGUUGGAGGCUGGUGGGAGGCACUGCUUCCAGGCAGUGCAGAAGUGAUGCUUUGGGCAAUUAAAGACAUUUCUUACAACCA
This is a messenger RNA of Lonchura striata (white-rumped munia), 5167 nucleotides long. It is a transcript of the gene CCDC92, whose product is annotated as coiled-coil domain containing 92. Lineage: Eukaryota; Metazoa; Chordata; Aves; Passeriformes; Estrildidae. The record is from RefSeq and is a predicted model, not a curated record. Gene Ontology annotation, cellular component: centriole.